AUGUUGCCAAGUGGCGAAGCGUGCGAAUUUGAGAUACUACUGACUUUGAAAUGUACUACUAAAAUGGAUGAGAGUGUUGUGUUAGUCGCAAACUCGUUCACAAAAAUAGAUGAUGUCAUUAAGAAAUUAACAAUAACAACAACUUCAAAACUGAUAACACGACUUGAUCCAGACGAGUUGGUAGAGGAUAACAUACUUGGUGAAGGAUCUUUUGGAAUUGUUUACAAAGGGAUUUUCAGAGAAAAUAUUGUUGCAAUUAAAAAGAUGAAAUUAUGUGGUAUUGAAGACACAAUUGAAGAAUUUGAAAAGGAAGUGAAUAUGUUGGACAAAUUUCGGUAUAAGUACAUCGUCUACUUCUAUGGCGCAGUUUUGUACCAAACAAGACGUGUAUGGUCACCGAAUUUGCAAUAUGGAAGUUUACAAGACUUGAUAAAACACAAAACAAGUGAAGAAGUUGACAUGAAACUGAGAGUAAAAUAA
This is a messenger RNA of Entamoeba invadens IP1, 480 nucleotides long. Its product is annotated as protein serine/threonine kinase, putative. Gene Ontology annotation, biological process: protein phosphorylation. Lineage: Eukaryota; Evosea; Mastigamoebida; Endamoebidae. Bases 1 to 480 code for a protein of 159 amino acids. The record is from RefSeq and is a predicted model, not a curated record. Gene Ontology annotation, molecular function: protein kinase activity; ATP binding. The transcript has a single exon.